AAUAAAGUAUGGCUAUCCAAUUUAAUUGUGUUUCAUCCAUGUUAAUACUAGUACUUUUAUCCAUAUCAUCCGUUGAAGGUCAAGGAGGAGGAGGUGGUGGUGUUAUUGAUGUUGUUGCAAAGUUUGGUGCAAAGGCAGACGGGAAAACAGAUUUGAGUAAGCCAUUGUUGGAUGCUUGGAAAGAAGCAUGUGCCUCGACAUCGCCAGCAAAAAUUGUGAUUCCUAAAGGGAUAUAUUUUUUAAGUACAGCUACCUUAGAUGGUCCUUGCAAGGCUCCUAUUGAGCUUCAAGUUGAAGAACCUUGAAGGCUCCGCAAACCUGUUGCUUUCAAGGAGCCUAAAUGGAUUACCUUCAAUAGAAUUGAAAAUUUCAAAUUGUCUGGCGGAGGACUUUUCGAUGGCCAGGGAACCACUGCUUAUAAAAGGGAAGGCUGCAAAAACCAUGAUUAUUGUGGUUCACUUCCUAUUAACCUAAGGUUUGAUUUUUUAACCAACGCAAUGAUACAAGAUAUAACUACCAAAGACAGCAAGCAGUUCCACGUUAAUGUUCUAGGAUGCAAAAACAUUACUUUCGAACAUUUCACCAUAUCUGCACCUGAUGAAAGCCCAAACACAGAUGGUAUUCACAUCGGGAGAUCAGAUGGGGUCAAUGUUCUUAACUCGGAGAUAAAAACUGGUGAUGAUUGUGUUUCAAUUGGGGAUGUCCAAAAUUUGGUUAUCAAUGGAGUAACACGUGGACCGUGACAUGGUAUCGAUAUUAGCGCCCUCGGAUUGUUUAAAAAUGAAGAACCCGUUGAUGGAGUUACAGUAAAAAACUGCUCCUUCACUAACACUUCCAAUGGUGUUAGAAUCAAAACUUGGCCAGGUGCUGAACGCGGCACCUGUUCUAACAUUCACUUUGAGGAUAUUACCGUCACCAAUGUCAGUUCUCCUAUUAUAAUUGAUCAGAAAUAUUGCCCGUGGAACAAAUGCAAAAUCAAUGAAGAAUCAAAAGUUAAACUAAGCAACAUUAGUUUCAAAAACAUUCACGGCAUUCGCACUUCCGAAGCCGUGAAGAUUAUUUGCAGCGCUACUUUGCCGUGUGAAAAUGUGGAACUUGCCGACAUUGAAAUUACGCACAGUGGACCGACUGGACCUGCAGUAUCACAAUGUUCAAAUGUGAAGCCUAAAGUUAGUGGCAAACAAAAUCCAGCUCCAUGUUCCGCCCCUCUCCCAGCAAAACCUACCCCGACCGCUUAAUAAAUAGCAAUGGUAUAAAUUUUUUUGAUGAGGUUGUAACUCUUAUAAUUAUAUUUAUUUUGCAAAUAAAUUUUGUUUUGUUUUA
Messenger RNA from Gossypium raimondii (Peruvian cotton), 1323 nucleotides. RefSeq names its product polygalacturonase. The record is from RefSeq and is a predicted model, not a curated record. Lineage: Eukaryota; Viridiplantae; Streptophyta; Magnoliopsida; Malvales; Malvaceae. Gene Ontology annotation, biological process: carbohydrate metabolic process. Gene Ontology annotation, molecular function: polygalacturonase activity.